Molecule: messenger RNA, 926 nt
Organism: Mucor mucedo
Lineage: Eukaryota; Fungi; Mucoromycota; Mucoromycetes; Mucorales; Mucoraceae
Exons: 7
Coding region: 22-837 (271 amino acids)
Molecular function (GO): oxidoreductase activity, acting on the CH-OH group of donors, NAD or NADP as acceptor
Source: RefSeq, a predicted model, not a curated record
UAUCAAUCCUUAUUUACUACUAUGGACGGAUUAGUUUGCAUUGUUACAGGAGCUAACUCCAUGACCGGUAUCGGUCGUGCUUCCGCUUAUGCUUUCGCUAAGCAAAACGCCAAGGCUGUCUAUGUUACCGAUCUUCAUGAUAACAACCUUGCCAGUUUGGCCAAGGAUAUCAAGGAAACCACUGGUGUUGAUUGUAUUCCUAUGGCUGCUGAUGCCAGUUCCGAUGAUGACAUCAACGCUGUUAUUGAUGCCGCUUUAGCUGCAUAUGGUCGUCUUGACGUUUUCUUUGCCAACGCCGGUGUCGCUGGUAUCCAUCCUUACCUUACACAAACUAAGGAAGCUUUCCUUACUAUGAUGAGCACUAACGCCUGGAGUGUUUUCGCCGCUGUCAAAUAUGCCUCUUUAGCUAUGGAAAAGACCUCUGAAGAGAAGCCUGUUAGUGGUGGAUCUAUUAUUGCCACCUCUUCUGUUGGUGGUGUUAGAUCCGGAGGUGGACCCAUGUCCUAUUCUGCUUCAAAGGCUGCUGUUAUCAACAUUUGUCAAACUGCUGCCUGGAGAUUACACGGAAAGAACAUCAGAGUUAAUGCUAUCUGUCCUGGUCUUAUCAAGACCGAAAUGACCGAUAUUGUCUUUGAUAUUAUCAAGGACCAUAAGGACAUGGAGACCGCUCUCAUGAAGACAACUGCUUUAGAAAGAUACGGUAAACCUGAGGAGGUUGCUGCUUUAGUUACUUUCUUGGCCGGUCCCGGUGGUUCUUACAUUACUGGACAAGAUAUUAAGGUCGACGGUGGUAUUUGUGCUGCUGUCCCAUACAGCCCCUUCUUCGGUGAAACUUAAUUUAUAAUCAUUCAUAAUAUAUCAACCUACAACUCAUAUUUUCAAUUUUAAUUCACUAAAAAAUAAAAGCAAACGCGUAAUACAUAUAC